GGUCCACAUAACACCGCGUGGAUCACCGAGUUGCGAAGUCCCCAACUUUGCAGUUCGCAACACAGAAGGGGAAAAAAAAGGAUUCGAGGGUAUUUUAAACCUGGCUUCGCCAGUCUCACUUACCUGAUGCCGCCAUCAAUUUUCCUCAACAACACAGAUCAGUCUCGAACAAUCUCCAACAUAACUCUUCUCUCUCGACGAAACGACACGUCUUUCAACAUGAAGUGGCAACUCUCCCUCCUGUCCCUGGCCUCGCUGUCAGCUGUCUUAGCCGUGCCGACUGGCAACCCGUCUGCGAUCGCACGCGGAGUGACUGAAGUGAAGGCGCGCAGCGCUGAGCAGCCGGAACCCGCCAGUGCGAAAAGAGAUGAGGAGGAAGUGGAGUUAUUGGUCUGGGGAUCGGGUCGAUGGCAAUACGGAGGAAAGGCCAAGAGGGACGGGAACGAGGCUCAGGCCUAGAAACGAUUAGCUAUUCUGACAGCAUCGAGACUGGGCUUGUGGUUUCUUCCCUUCUUAUUUUCCCCAACUCCUUUCAGAUGACGCUGCGCACAGCUUGAUGCGUGCAUCACUUCGACUACGAACUGUUUCUUUGGGAGGACUUCGACUCAACAGGACCGCCUACUUGGGUAGGCAGGGCUUUUGCAGGAACAUCGUGUACACACAUUAGGCAUACCGCUUCCAAUACAGUGUUCUUCACUAGACGCGAAGAUACCAAGAGGGAGAGUAGGACAAACUUGCUACCGCAAUGAGAC
Durotheca rogersii is the source of this 752-nucleotide messenger RNA. RefSeq lists its product as uncharacterized. The coding region runs from base 127 to 459 and encodes 110 amino acids. Lineage: Eukaryota; Fungi; Ascomycota; Sordariomycetes; Xylariales; Xylariaceae. The transcript has 2 exons. The record is from RefSeq and is a predicted model, not a curated record.